GUUGACUAGUGAGCACGCGGUUUCUGCGAGGGGGUAAAAGACAUCUACUGCUCAACCAUGAAGGGUCUCUUUGGCGUUGCUGUUCUGGCCGCAGUUGUCCUGCUGGCGUCGGCUCACCAUCUGGAGUUGUGCAAAAAAGCAGACAAGCCACUCAAGGAUCAGUUGAAGUGUCAGCGAGACCAUGCUACACCUGCAUUCAACAGCAAGUUCGACAGUGUGAACAAACAACUCCAGUGCGACAGUGACUUCUGCACCAUCCGUAAGCUGUGUGCUGAACCUGACUUCGAGACCGCUCUGAAGAAGUUCUUCACCGAGAGUGAAAUUCAAGUAUUGCACGAACUCGCAAAUCACUGCGACCCUGACAGCCCCACCGGCCACGACCACCACGCCCACGACCACCACCACUGAGUCGAGGGUUUCAAACGAUGUACACACAAAGAGAGGUCACACCAGCCUUCGAAGAAUAACAAGAACAUGAAUACUUGAGUGUAUGCUGGUCAUUGAGUUGGAUUUUUUAAUAAAGUGUCGUCGACGUGUGUCGGCAUAUCGAACUAAACGGAAAA
Messenger RNA from Ornithodoros turicata, 563 nucleotides. Its product is annotated as antimicrobial peptide microplusin-like. The transcript is spliced from 6 exons. The coding region runs from base 58 to 408 and encodes 116 amino acids. The record is from RefSeq and is a predicted model, not a curated record. NCBI's taxonomy places the organism in Eukaryota, Metazoa, Arthropoda, Arachnida, Ixodida, Argasidae.